Molecule: messenger RNA, 819 nt
Organism: Oryza sativa Japonica Group (Japanese rice)
Lineage: Eukaryota; Viridiplantae; Streptophyta; Magnoliopsida; Poales; Poaceae
Source: RefSeq, a predicted model, not a curated record
AUGGCGAAGAUGAAGGGCGAGAAUACUGGAAGGGCGGUAGCGGGUCCUCAACUCUCUGUCACCGCCGUACGGGAGCUGGGAUGUGUCGCCGCCGCUGCACAGAGGGGCGUCAUCGUCGUUCUCAUUGUUGCUUCCGCGCUGAGCAUAAUUAAUCGUGUGCAGUCAAUGAUGCUCGACCAAGCGCAAGAGGAGAGAGCUCAAGUGGUGACGCGCGACCUCGCCGGCGCCGCCACCGCUGUGCCGGCUGAUGCGGUCUCUGUCAACGCUGCCUCCCACACGUCCUUGUUGGAGAUGGAGCCCAAGAAGUCACACUUCGACAGCGCGAGCCGGCAGCAGGACCUCGAGCUCGUCGGCCGCCUCUUGGGCGUCCUGACGGCAACGCGGAGCUGGCGGGGAGAGGCGGCGCGGUUUAAGCGCCAUGCCCGCCAACUCCGGUGGACGGCCAACCCGGCGAGCCUGGCCAACCUGGUGAGCCCGGCCAACCAGGAGGGCGCGGUCGCGGAGGCCGUGGUGGCCGCGGCGGCAGUGGAGGCGCUGGCGGCCGCUUUGGGGCUCGCCGAGAUGGCGCCCGAGGAGGGUGGCCCCGGCGGUAUCGGCGGCGAGGGUGGCCCCGGAGGGGAUGGCGGCCCCCACGGUAUCGGUGGCAGCGGCGGGGACGGUGGUUGCGGCGGGGUCGGCGGCCUCGGCAGGAAAGGUGGCCGCGGGGGUCACGGUGGCCGCGGCGGGAACGGCGGCUUCGGCGGUGGUGACGGCGGCCGCAGUGGGGACGGCGGGGAAGGUAGAGUAAGAGGCCGCGGUGGGGACGGCGGAGUAAAUUAA